AGCGCGAGAGAAGGUUCUCCUCCUCCCCUGAAGCAACAGCACCCCUUGCCAAUAUGUCGACCAACGAUGGACCCCUCUAUCUGGGCUUCGACCUCUCCACGCAACAGCUGAAAGCAAUCGUUAUAGCAUCCAGUUUAAAGGUUCUAUACGAGGCCAAGGUUGAUUUUGACGCUGAUCUGGCCAAGUAUGGGAUCAAAAAGGGCGUCUUUAUUAACGAGGCGGAGCGGGAGGUCUACGCUCCAGUCGCUAUGUGGUUAGAAGCCGUGGACUUGGUGCUCCAGCGAUUGAGAGAGAAGGGGACACCGUUUGAGAGGAUCAAGGGCGUUUCCGGCGCCGGUCAGCAGCACGGCAGCGUUUACUGGAGCAGGACUGGGGAGGAAUUGCUCGGUGCCCUGAAGCCGGAAGAGACCUUGGUUGGCCAGCUGAAGGACGCGUUUGCCCACCCGUACAGUCCCAAUUGGCAGGACGCCAGUACGCAGAAUGAGUGUGAUAGCUUCGACGCUGCACUGGGCGGGCAGGAGGAGUUGGCAAGCGUUACGGGUAGCAAGGCUCAUCAUCGUUUUACAGGGCCGCAGAUCAUGCGUUUCCAUAAGAAACGCCCGGAGGUCUACCGUGCUACCUCACGCAUCACCCUCGUUUCCUCCUUCCUAGCCUCCAUCUUCCUUGGCCGUAUAGCCCCCUUUGAUAUCAGCGAUGUCUGCGGUAUGAAUCUCUGGGAUAUCAAAGCCGGGACGUGGAGCGAGCCGCUCCUCGAACUUGCUGCGGGGGAAGAUGGCCUCGACUCGUUGAAGCAGAAGCUAGGAAGCGUUCGAGAAGACGGGGGAGGGAGCAUGGGUCCCAUUUCCAAGUACUUCGUGCAGCGGUACGGCUUCCACGAGGACUGCGGCAUUGCCCCUUUCACUGGAGACAACCCCUCUACGAUUCUUGCUUUGCCUCUCCGCCCACUUGACGCCAUCGUCUCUCUCGGAACGUCCACCACAUUCCUCAUGUCGACCCCGAGAUACGUCCCCGACCCCGCAUAUCACUUCUUCAACCACCCCACCACUCCCGGCCUCUACAUGUUCAUGCUCUGCUACAAGAACGGUGGGCUCGCCCGCGAGCGUAUCCGUGACGCCCUUCCCAAGCCCGACCCCCCCACCUCCGACACCUGGAGCACCUUCAACUCCCGCACACUGUCCACGCCGCCCCUCGGCCAGCACAGCUCCUCCGACCCCGCCAAACUGGGUCUCUACUUCCCCCUCCCGGAGAUCGUCCCGAACGUGCGCGCCGGCACAUGGCGCUACACGUGCUCCAGCGACGGCUCCGACCUCCAGGAAACCGCAACGGCCUGGGACGCCGCGGCCGACGCCCGCGCCAUCGUCGAGUCGCAGAUCCUCUCUCUCCGACUGCGCUCCCAGAAGCUGGUGAACCCGCCAUCGGCCUCGCUGCCGCCGCAGCCGCGCCGCAUCUACCUCGUAGGUGGGGGCUCGCUGAACCCGGCCAUCGCGCGGGUCGUGGGCGACGUGCUGGGCGGGGCGGAGGGCGUGUGGCGGCUGGACGUGGGCGGGAACGCUUGCGCGCUAGGCGGGGCCUAUAAAGCGGUGUGGGCGAUGGAGCGGCGACCAGACGAGACGUUCGAGGAGCUGAUCGGGGCGCGGUGGCGGGAGAGCGAGGCCGUAGGGAAGGUGGAUCAGGGGUAUAGGGAGGAGGUGUGGGGGAGGUAUGGAGAUGUGCUGGGCGCUUUUGAGGAGAUGGAGAAGCGGGUGUUGGCGGGGGAGGAGAGGAAUAAAAAAUAA
Molecule: messenger RNA, 1775 nt
Organism: Amorphotheca resinae ATCC 22711
Lineage: Eukaryota; Fungi; Ascomycota; Leotiomycetes; Helotiales; Amorphothecaceae
Exons: 3
Coding region: 54-1775 (573 amino acids)
Biological process (GO): D-xylose metabolic process; xylulose metabolic process
Cellular component (GO): cytosol
Molecular function (GO): D-xylulokinase activity
Source: RefSeq, a predicted model, not a curated record